GAAAGAAAGAAAGAGCGCGCGUGCGCGUGUGAUGUGUUUGUGUAUCCUCAGUGUUUUUCUCUUUUGCAUGUUUCAUUGAGUGUAAACAGAGUCUUGUCUCUGUGUAUUAGACAUUGAUGGUGAGAUGUGCUGUGCUGUAAAUCAGUAGGAACUGAUCCGUCCAUGCUGGAUAUAUUGAUGAUUUCAUCACAGAAAUCUCUCAGCUGAAGAAAGAGGAGAUUUAGCAAUGGAUCGAGAGGAUGUGGAUUGUUGUGAAUCUUCAGUGUAUGUGACUGAUGAUGGGAGUCUGGAUUCAGUGUGGAUGAGCAGAGAUCAGAGCCGCACACCACAGCCACUGCUGGACUCUAAACUCUCUGAAGAGAAAUCCAGACACACACAGGACUCCGAUCUCAGUCUGACUUUACUCUGUUAUACUGAGUCAAAGCCCACAGACACUCAGGACACUACAGUGUGUGACAGUAAACCGAGCUUACAGGAGGAUCAAACCUCCACAGAGUCUCUGGAUUCUGUCUGUAACGCUGGAGAACAGCAGCAGAUCCUGCAGACCAAACUGAAGAUGUGUUCAGUUAAACUCAUCGACUGCACGAACCUCAUGAUGAAGAUUAAAUCUGAACCCACAGAAAUCAAAACUGAACCCACAGAAAUCAAAACUGAACCCACAGAAAUCAAAACUGAACCCACAGAAAUCAAAACUGAACCCACAGAAAUCAAAACUGAUCACACAGAAGAGGAAGAUCGUACUGAGGAAGAUGAUGAUUUUAUUCCAUCAGAUGUGAAGACUGAUUCAUGUUUGGAUAUAGAAAUAACGUCCUCAACAUCAAAAGAGCGACUGACAGCACAAACUCUUUCCUGCAUCACCUGUGGAAAGACAUUCAGCUCACAGAGACAUUUAGAGAGACAUGAGAGAAAACACACAGAACAGAAACUCUUCACCAGAUCUGAGAUCAGCUUUACUACCUUACAAGAGAAGAAACUUCAUUCAGAAGACCACAGAGAGAAGAAGAAGAAGAAGAAGCAGUUUCACUGUGAACAGUGUGGGAGGAUUUGUGUCUCUUCCUUUAAACUAAAUGUUCACAUGAGGACACACAGUGGUGAAAAGCCUUUCAACUGCACUGAAUGUGGAAAUUACUUCCAAACCAAACACAAUCUUAAAGUUCAUCAGAGACUUCAUACUGGAGAAAAACCUUUCAAAUGCUCUCAGUGUGACAAGACUUUUUCUCAGUCAAGUCACUUCAAAUCCCAUCAGAGACUUCAUACAGGAGAGAAACCUUAUUACUGUAGUCUCUGUGGGAAGAGUUUUAGAUUAAAGGAUACCUUACUAGUGCACCAGAGAAUUCAUACAGGUGAAAAACCUUACAAAUGCUCUCAGUGUGACAAGACGUUUACUUCUUCAUAUUCCUUAAAAGUCCAUCAGAGAGUUCAUACUGGAGAGAAACCUUAUCACUGUAGUGUCUGUGGGAAGAGUUUCUCUGAUUCAUCUCAAUUCAAAGUUCAUCAAAGAGUUCAUACUGGAGAGAAACCUUAUCACUGUAGUCUCUGUGGGAAGAGUUUCUCUAAGUUAUCUCAAUUCAGAGUUCAUCAAAGAGUUCAUACUGAGAAACUUUAUCACUGUGAGCAGUGUGGGAAGAUUUGUGUCUCUUCCUCUAAACUAAAUUUUCACAUGAUGACACACAGUGGUGAAAAGCCUUUCAACUGCACUGAAUGUGGAAAAUACUUCAGAACCAAACACAAUCUUAAAGUUCAUCAGAGAAUUCAUACAGGUGAAAAACCUUACAAAUGCUCUCAGUGUGGCAAGACUUUUUCUCACUCAAGUCACUUCAAAGUCCAUCAGAGACUUCAUACGGGAGAGAAACCUUAUCACUGUAGUCUCUGUGGGAAGAGUUUCUCUAAUUUAUCUCAAUUCAGAGUUCAUCAAAAAGUUCAUACUGGAGAGAAACUUUAUCACUGUGAGCAGUGUGGAAGGAUUUGUGUCUCUUCCUCUAAACUAAAUUUUCACAUGAUGAUACACAGUGGUGAAAAGCCUUUCAACUGCACUGAAUGUGGAAAUUUCUUCAGAACCAAACACAAUCUUAAAGUUCAUCAGAGAAUUCAUACAGGUGAAAAACCUUACAAAUGCUCUCAGUGUGACAAGACUUUUUCUCAGUCAAGUCACUUCAAAGCCCAUCAGAGAGUUCAUACGGGAGAGAAACCUUAUCACUGUAGUUUCUGUGGGAAGAGUUUUAGAUUGAAGGAUACCUUACUAAGGCACCAGAGUCUUCAUACGGGAGAGAAACCUCAUCACUGUAGUCUCUGUGGGAAGAGUUUUAGAUUAAAGUCUACCUUACUAAGGCACCAGAGAAUUCAUACAGGUGAAAAACCUUUCAAAUGCUCUCAGUGUGACAAGACGUUUACUUAUUUGUCUAACUUAAAAGUUCAUCAGAGAGUUCAUACUGGAGAGAAACUUUAACUCUUUACCCGCCAGCGUUAAAAAAAAGUUUCUAGUGCCAGCAUUUUUCAUGAUUUUCACAAUUUUAAAGCAACACUAUGUAGUUUCCAUGUAAAAUUGACUUACAGUUCCCCCAUGUGUUUGAAAAGCGCAACAGUGUCUGAUACAGACACUCUUCUGCAGGCAGGGGGAGGGGCGGGGCUGUGUUUCCUACCCUCCACCGCCACUUUCAGAGUGUGCUUGUAGCAGCUAGGAAGCUGCUCAGGUUGCAGCAACAGUACAAAUUGUCCAGUUAAAAGUUGUUCUAUCACUGAAAAAUUUUUAGAGACAUUAUUUAAAGGUAAAAAAAACUACAUAGUGUUGCUUUAAUGUCUUCCAGAAAACGUACAAUAUAUCAAAUGAAAAAUAGACCGUCUGCUUUCAAACAAAAAAAGACGUUUCAUCCUACCGUCAUUAGUUAUCUUGUAAUCACCUCUAAAAUAUGGGUAGGUUUCUUGAAAAACACAAAAUUUUGAGCAAAAAGCUAAGAUAAUUGCAUUUUUAUAAAGGACUUUUGAUAGAGAUCCAAUAAUUCCAAUUCAGAGCGAUCCAUAAAAACAUACACAGACAUACAACUGUUUGUCCUAGGGCAAUACUUCUGAGUUGUAUAAGUUGCAGAAGAUCACCACCUGGUGGAUAAUAGCGGUAUUGUGGAAAGCCGGAAUUUCUCAUCAUUGGCAGGGAAGCGUUUUUUCACUACAGCAAUGGCGAACAGACCAUGGAAAACCGGUGUCAUGAGCAAUUCAGUCCCCCCGAGCAAUUCGGUCUCCCCUAGGACCCCGCGUGAUUCCAUUGGCUGGAAAAACUCCUCAUGGGUAGUUUUCUUAGCGCCUUAUUACAAUUCCUACAAAAUCGCGUUAUGAUUUAUGUAGUUAGAACGUUGUUAAAAUUACAAUUGAUGUCUUUUAAAUGAUGUUUCAUAUAGUAGUAUAUAAAUGAGGCUAUAGGUGGGAGAUCUACACAUUGCUUGUGUCAUAUUAUUUAGAUAUUAUAUUCUGUACCAUUUCCACUUUUUACUGUCUACUUAUACAAUUACUUACUCAUUAAUCCCUUAUACAAAACAUUACUACAUAGUUGAAUCACACAUUUAAAUUAUAAUUUAUAAGCCAUGAUAACUACACUUUUACUAUUAAAAAAAAAAUAUUCCGUAUGGUAUGUACAUUUUUAAUUAGUAAAAAUAAAAGUAUGUUUUUUGUAAAGCAGAUGAUGACACAAAAGUACUGACAUGUCUGCAACUUGAAUAUUAGUUUAUUAUAUUAUUUUUUUGGUUAACUUUUAUUUUAAAAACAUUUUAUGUUUCUAUUUUGUACAACGUAAUUAUCUUGCUAGACCGCUUACCUUACGCAGACGAGGGCUGCGUCCGAAAACUCUAAAUUGCUGCCUUCUGAGGCAGCUUUCCAAGGCAGGAAGGCAUCAAGGCAUGUCUGAAUUCAAUGUUAGGUUUACUUCCCGUCUCUUGAGAUACCUAUGCGUGGGCGUACAAUAAGAAUGUGAUUGUUCGAGCCUGGUUGAGUUCGAAGAAAUAAAAUGGCGGCCAAGGUAGCGACUGGAGCACAAAUUUAGUGUAAAUAAAGGUAGAUUUUCAAGCGAGAAAUUAAUAUUGUAGUUUUCAAAUAUGUGAUUAGAUAUCACAAAGGCGCUCUCUGUUUAUAAUUCCAAUCCGCUGCCUUUGAAGUGUGUCCGAAAGUCUUUCUCUGAGCUGCCUUCAUGCCUCCGAAGUCAUUUCCUCAUGAGGCAGCGAGGCAACGCCUUGAGUUUUCGGACGCAGCCGAGAUAUCGCAAUCACACAUUUUUGAGCAGGCAUUAGUGCUAGUUACCAAUGGGGGUCCUAGGGGAGACCGAAUUGCCCGGGGGGACCGAAUUGCUCAUGACACCGGAACGUGAAUAAUAGACUAAAGAGAAGAGCAUCUAAAUCGCUAACAGAGGGGUGUGUGUUGUGCUGCUUUUGGGCUUUCAGGGCCACUUUUAGGCUGUAACUAAACUUAUAUGAAUGCAGGUGAAGGCGGCAAUGUGAUAAACAAACUGGUUGGGUUUAGGGAAAGGGUGGGUGUUGUGUUUUUUGUGGUGUUCUGUCAUUUGUAAAGUUUGUUAUUUCAUAUGUACAUGUUUAAUCAAACAUUUAUUAUAAAUUAGAGCAAUAAAUGCCGCAAGUAACAUUUAUGUAGAAACAUUAGCAGCCCAAUAAUGCAGUGUCUCUUUAAGAGAGGAGUGUGCAUGUGACCGGUGUUUAAUACAUUAAAAAGGAAGCGCGAGAUGCAUUUAGUUUGUAUUGACGUUCAACCCGGUGUGCACCCACUUGGUAAGCUCUUCAUUUCAAAUGUUUUCAUGUCUGCCUUUAUGUUAUAUGCUUCAUGUUAUCUUCUGUCACCAUGCUAUGUUGUUGUACUGUGUUUACAUUCAUUGCACGUAAAGAUAGCGUUAACUGAUAAAGAUAACGCUAUAAAGUUAUAAGUUAACUAGGUAGCGACUUGUAUACAACAUUUAGACUUAUAAAAUUUAUGUGCCAUACCUUUCAUUCGUGUUUCCUUUCUUUGGCUUUAUAAAUGUUUAAUUUUGUAUGAAUCGAGGACCGGCAUUUAACGUAACGCAGUACUUCCUGGUUUGCCGCAGGGCAUUCUGGGAGCUGUAGUUUCCUGCUUCUAAAAAGACUAUCGUUGCGUCCCAAACCGCCUACUUCCAUCCUAUAUAGUAGGCAAAGAGUACGAGAAGAAGUGCUUUUCGCCCACUAUAUAGUAUGGAAGUAUGUGGUUUGGGACUCAGCCUAUAAGCUUUUUACAUAGACUUUGAUAGGGCUUGAACAUGGUGUAUAAUGUUUAAAGGAACAGUAUGUAAGAAAUGUAUAUUAAUUAAUCAUAAAAUGGGCCUGAUAUGUCACUAGACAUUAAGAAAUCAUUUUCAUUUCGAAUACUUAUAUCACUGACAACAGUGGUCCGGCCAGGAUAUUGUCCUUUAAAAAGUGGAGUUGCAGCCCUCAACUUUAUGUUGUCAUUUUGUGUAUAGGCCACCAGUUGUGAGAUUGCAGUACCAGUUUUAGCCACAAGUUUUGUGAUUGCAGUACCAGUUUUAACCACAAUCCUACAUACUGUUCCUUUAUAUAUGAAGCUUAUACAUGAAAUUUAUGAUGAUGAUGUUAUUAGUAUUAUUAUUAUGUAUUUGUAUGCUACUAAUAUUAUUAUUAGUAUAUUUGUAUUUGAUUCGUAUUUAUAUAGUUAUAUACUAAUAAUGUUAUUGUAUAUUUGUAUUUAUUUACAAAUGUAGAAAAUAAAAUGCAUCUAAUUGACGUAUAAGGCCAAGAACCUUAAAACGUAACCACAGGUCGUAUAAGCUUUGGCCGCUAGAGGGCACUAGGUCCCUAUCUGUCGUAUUAUAGUGCAUGCAUAAACGAAUUAGGUUAUAAUUUUUGGAGGACAAUCUGCAGCAAACAUACUGUAACUAUAUACAGUAGGGUUGUUUUUCAUUUUUUAUUGACACAUUUAUCAUUUUUAUAUAAUCUCUUUUAUAAACUCUUUUGUUAUGUGUCAAACUCGUUUAUUUUAUGUUGUGUGCUAUGUGAUUUUAAGAAUUGGUUUCAAAGUCUUAAUGUCAUGGGACCAUAAUGUUGUUAAUUGUCCAUUAACUUGGCUUGGAUAGGAACACACUGAGAAAGAAAGUGUUCAGAUUAUUCAGUAAAUGCUUUGUUCAUUUUUACAAUGA
Molecule: messenger RNA, 6157 nt
Organism: Paramisgurnus dabryanus
Lineage: Eukaryota; Metazoa; Chordata; Actinopteri; Cypriniformes; Cobitidae
Source: RefSeq, a predicted model, not a curated record